Messenger RNA from Xenia sp. Carnegie-2017, 763 nucleotides. RefSeq lists its product as uncharacterized. The transcript has a single exon. Gene Ontology annotation, cellular component: membrane. NCBI's taxonomy places the organism in Eukaryota, Metazoa, Cnidaria, Anthozoa, Malacalcyonacea, Xeniidae. Bases 57 to 596 code for a protein of 179 amino acids. The record is from RefSeq and is a predicted model, not a curated record.
CGCUAUCGCAGUGGCGUUGUGUUGCAGUUGUAUAGUUUCCGGUCUGCAGAAGCAAGAUGGACGAAAAUUCAGCGACAUCGAAUCAAAACGAACGAAGACCGUUUCUGGACUUUAAAUACCUGUACUUGACGUUUAGUGGGCAAUUGAAGAUCGCAGAAUUCAUCACUUCGUUAUUGGCAGGCGCACUCGUUCCUUCGACUGUUUAUGAACAUGCUGCGGGGUUUUCAUUUGUUAGUUUCGUCGCGUGGACAACGUUCAUUAAUGUUGUCCUUGAUAUUAUUCUUCAUCUUGUUCGUGUUUGGGAGAAGUUGUUAUUUGUCAGCAGAUAUCCACAAGUGUUGGUUUGCUUGUGCUUUCUUGGAUCCAUUUCAUUAUUUGUCGCAGCUAUAGUCGAAAUUAGUAUCUCGAAGUAUGCCGAAAAUCCUGGCUUGGGCUACGCGUCUGCUUUCUUCGCUCUUGCGUGUUGUGCCCUGUUGGGUGUGGAGUGUUUCUAUCACUACAGAAGAUACCGUGACGCACAGCAUCAAAAAGCGACUGAAAUGACUUCGACUGCAGACUCUGGUGCUGUUCAAGAUCCAAACUUUGCUGCUUAUUAAUGUCUUUUCUUAUAGUUAUAAAUGGACAGUGUGAUUAUAUCUUGUACGUCAAUAAAACCUGUCCGUCAGCAUAUUACACCCAAUUACACCCAGUUGUAAUGUCGUCGUUGAAUUUUGAAGAUAUUAUAUAUUGAAGAUUUAUGUAUUACAUGCAGAAAAAUGACUAA